GAUAGCACCAUGCCAAUUAGUCGAACUGUGAAUUCUAUGCGGGAAACUCCUCCCAAAAGCAAGCUUGCUGAAGGGGAGGAAGAAAAGCCAGAACCAGAUAUAAGUUCAGAGGAAUCUGUCUCUACUGUAGAAGAACAAGAGAAUGAAACUCCACCUGCUACAUCUAGUGAGACGGAGCAGCCAAAGGGAGAACCUGAGAAGGAAGAGAACAAGUCUUCAGAGGAAACCAAAAAGGAUGAAAAAGAUCAGUCUAAAGAAAAGGAGAAGAAAGUGAAAAAAACAAUACCUUCCUGGGCUACCCUUUCUGCCAGCCAGCUAGCCAGGGCCCAGAAACAAACACCGAUGGCUUCCUUCCCACGUCCCAAGAUGGAUGCAAUCCUAACUGAGGCCAUUAAGGCAUGCUUCCAGAAGAGUGGUGCAUCAGUGGUUGCUAUUUGAAAAUAUAUUAUCCAUAAGUACCCUUCUCUGGAGUUGGAGAGAAGGGGCUACCUCCUUAAACAAGCACUGAAAAGAGAAUUAAAUAGAGGUGUCAUCAAACAGGUGAAAGGAAAAGGUGCUUCUGGGAGUUUUAUUGUGGUCCAAAAAUCAAGAAAAACACCUCAGAAAUCCAGAAACAGAAAGAACAGAAACUCUGCAGUGGUUCCAGAACCACAAGUAAAGUUGGAGGAUAUUCUCCCAUUGGCCUUUACUCGCCUUUGUGAACCUAAAGAAGCUUCCUACAGUCUCAUCAGGAAAUACGUGUCUCAGUAUUACCCUAAACUUAGAGUGGACAUCAGGCCUCAGCUGUUGAAGAAUGCUCUGCAGAGAGCAGUAGAGAGAGGCCAGUUAGAACAAAUAACUGGCAAAGGUGCUUCUGGGACAUUCCAGCUGAAGAAAUCAGGGGAGAAACCCCUGCUUGGUGGAAGCCUGAUGGAAUAUGCAAUCUUGUCUGCCAUUGCUGCCAUGAAUGAGCCGAAGACCUGCUCAACCACUGCUCUGAAGAAGUAUGUCCUGGAGAACCACCCAGGGACCAAUUCUAACUAUCAAAUGCAUUUGCUGAAGAAAACACUGCAGAAAUGUGAAAAGAAUGGGUGGAUGGAACAGAUCUCUGGCAAAGGAUUCAGUGGCACCUUCCAGCUCUGUUUUCCUUAUUAUCCCAGCCCGGGAGUUCUAUUUCCAAAGAAAGAGCUAGAUGAUUCAAGAGACGAGGAUGAAGAGGAGGAUGACUCCUCAGAAGAAGACUCUGACGAUGAAGAGCCUCCACCUAAGAGGAGGUUACAGAAGAAAACCCCAGCGAAGGCAUCCAUGAAGGCUGCAUCUGUGAAACAGAGAGUGUCCAAGCCUACACCUAAAGUCCCAGCUGCCCAGCGUGGGAAAGCUAGGCCCCCGCCCAAGAAAGCCCCUCCCAAGGCUAAAACUCCAGCCAAGAAAGCCAGACCCUCACCUUCAGUCAUCAAGAAACCUAGUGGUGGCUCUUCAAAGAAGCCUGCAGCCAGUGUGAGAAAGGAAGUGAAAUUGCCCGGCAAGGGCAAAUCCAACAUGAAGAAAUCUUUCAAAGCAAAAAAGUAAAUUUUAUACGGAAAAAAAAAAGGGUAUCAUGAUAAAAUUCAGAAUCUUAUUUUCUAAGGUCAGUGUGCAUUUGUUUUAGUUUUGAUGCUUUUAAAAAUUACAUUUUUUUCCUCCCCUAUGAACAUUGUGGGGAGGGAAUAUAAAUAAACCAAUUUAGGCAUUUGUUAGCUUUAGGUGCUGUUCUUGGUGCCUGCCCCUUCCCUCAGUCCUUUUAAUUUCUGUGAUAACUCUGGAUUUUCCUGAACUGUAUAAUCUACACUUGUCAUUUUUUCUCCCUCCACCCCAACCCUCUUUUUAUGGUCAGCUUUGGCUUUUAUUUCCCCCCUUCCAGCUUUAUCUAAACAGUUGCAAAGAUUUUUAUAUUUGUAGAAAGCACCAUGAAUAGGAUGCUGGUCAGGUGCUGGAAGUAAAAAAGAGGCAGUAUAUAGCACUGACUGAAUUGUAAAGCCUUCUGCCUGGAGACUCCAGUUAUAGCUAUAAUAAUUAAUCUUAUU
Lutra lutra (Eurasian river otter) is the source of this 2042-nucleotide messenger RNA. RefSeq names its product heterochromatin protein 1-binding protein 3-like. The record is from RefSeq and is a predicted model, not a curated record. Gene Ontology annotation, cellular component: chromosome; nucleus; nucleosome. Gene Ontology annotation, molecular function: nucleosome binding; DNA binding. Gene Ontology annotation, biological process: nucleosome assembly; heterochromatin organization. NCBI's taxonomy places the organism in Eukaryota, Metazoa, Chordata, Mammalia, Carnivora, Mustelidae.